Messenger RNA from Rotaria sp. Silwood2, 2214 nucleotides. The record is from the annotation of a GenBank genome assembly. Lineage: Eukaryota; Metazoa; Rotifera; Eurotatoria; Philodinida; Philodinidae.
AUGGUAUCAAUUUUUUUCAGUGCAUGGUGCGGAUAUGAUGAAGUUAUUCUUGGAUGGUAUUUAUCAGAAACAACAACGAAUAAUUGGCGAAAUGAUACAAUACGACUUGAAAUACAAAUAUGUAGUAUUGCAUUAAAUGAAUCAAACGGUGGAAUUAUUAAAAAUACUUGUAUUGUACUUCAAACAAAUCUUAUACCUCAGUUAGGUUUUCAAUCAACAUCAGUUACUAUUCCAUCAAUUAGUAAUAAUAGUCUUCCAACGGUAUUUUUUCGUAUUAUAGCAAGAGAUAUAUUAACAAAUAUAACUUAUGCUGGUCUUAAUUCUGCAUUAAUCGUGUUACAUGACAGUAGAAUAAAUACAACAGAUUAUUGUAAUACAUGGGCAUCAACACAAGCAUCACCAUUAACAUGGAAUGACAAUUUAUUACCUUGUCCAUUAACAUUGUCUCAAGCACGUGUUGCCCGUUGUUGUUAUGAACCUGAUCCAUUGUGUAUGGAAAAUAGUUAUAAUUCAUCAAUUAAUUGUCGUCUUCAUCGUGGACGACCGGAUCAUGAUGAAUUAUCAGCUAUUGCUUGUUAUUUAUCGCGUUCAACAAAUCAAUGGCAUGCUGCUACUGAAUGUUGUUAUGAUGCAAUUGGCCAAUUGAUAACGCGUGGAACAGGUGGAGGAACAGAUGAUCGUUAUCAACCAUCAUCAUAUCCUAUUCUUCAUUUCUUCAGUGAUACAUUACCAUUUCUUGCCUGUUGUCUUUUAACUUCAAAUGAUGAAACUUGUUCAAGAUAUUUUAAUUUUCGACCACAUCGUCGAGGUAGUAAUUCACCGCAUUCAUGGGGUGGAACAUGGGGUGAUCCACAUUUUACUACUCUUGAUGGUUCAACAUACACAUUCAAUGGAUAUGGUGAAUAUACAUAUUUAGCUAUCACUAAUAGUUCAACAUCAAACAAUACUGCCUUUAAUUCAUCUAUAGAAAAUUUUGUGUUUAAUGUUCAAAUACGCGCAACACCAUUUGAUUCAUUAAAUAAUGGUGCUACUGUAAUUCGUGGUAUUGCAGCUAAAUCGAACGAUUUCCUUGCACAAAAUAUGAGCAUAACUAUUUCAAGACGAGAAAUGUUGAUUAUUCGACGAGGUAAUGAAACACUUGAUCUUGAUUCAAUAAAUGAUGAUACAAUUUCUACAAAUAAUUCUCUUAUAUUAUUUUUUCCUGAAAUGACUUUAGAACGAAAUCGAACAAAUGGUAUUCUUAUACUUUCAUGGUUUAUUGGUGUUAGUAUUCGAAUAACACCUAUUUUAAUAACAAAUGCUCUUGUACUUAAUAUAGAUAUAUCAGUAUCUGGUUUAUAUCAAAAUCGUACUUUUGGUUUACUUGGUUUAUAUGACAACGACCCAACUAAUGAUCUUCGAGCACAAAAUGGAACUAUUAUUGGUCUUUCUAAUACACUUACAAUUGAACAAAUUCAUCGACAAUUUGGACAAACAUGGGCCAUUAAUCCAAAUGAUUCACUUUUCCAUUAUGAAACAGGUGAUUCGGCAGCAAAUUAUGCUCAACAAAAUCUUUUAUAUAUUCCAUUAUUUACAUAUCCUGAACCUUCAGUAUCUCAAGUAAAUUCAAUACUUGCAGCAUGUAAUAUUGAAUCGUCAUCAAGUAAUCGAUCAAUAUGGACAAUUGCUCAACAAACAUGUUAUUAUGAUAUUGCAGUUACAAAUAAUACUUCUCUCGGACAAGCAUCAGCAAUAGCAGCUGAUAAUAUUAUUCAAGUUUCUAUUGAUCAACGUAAUCCACCUGAAUUCAAUUUAGAUUUACCACUUAUUAUUAUUAUUAAUGAAUCAACUCCUAUGAUUAUCAAUUUUACAGCCGUUAGUCAAUAUACUUCAAAUAUAGUUUAUAAUCUAAUUCGAGGACCAUUUUCUGCUACUUUUGAUAAUGAAACAGCAAUAUUUUAUUGGCAGAAUCCAUCUUUAAAUGACAGUAAUACUGCAAUACGUGUUACUGCUCGAGAUACUCUAUAUAAUUUAUUAUCAACACAUGAACUUGUUGUGCAUAUCGUUGGUCGAAAUAUUGAUGAGACUACAACUUCUACCAGCUCCACAACCUCUACCACGACGACUACCACCUCCACUACUUCAUCAUCAAGAGAAUCAUCUGAUGGAUACGUUAUUUUAGUUUCGUCGAUAUUCGUUCUAAUGAACAUAAUCGAAAUAUUUUAUUAUUGUUAA